Sarcophilus harrisii (Tasmanian devil) is the source of this 1174-nucleotide messenger RNA. Its product is annotated as E3 ubiquitin-protein ligase TRIM17. Bases 103 to 528 code for a protein of 141 amino acids. The record is from RefSeq and is a predicted model, not a curated record. The transcript is spliced from 3 exons. Gene Ontology annotation, biological process: protein ubiquitination. Lineage: Eukaryota; Metazoa; Chordata; Mammalia; Dasyuromorphia; Dasyuridae. Gene Ontology annotation, molecular function: zinc ion binding; ubiquitin-protein transferase activity.
UCCCAGAAUCAACUCUUUUAAGACUUUUUCUGCCAGAGCUCCAGGGAAAGAGUAAUCCUGAGAGUAAUAUUAAGAGGAGAACAGAAUCAAAGCUCUAGGAACAUGGAUGUCAAAAGCUUAAUUGAAAGCUUCAAGACAGAGCUCACUUGCUCCAUCUGCCUGGACUACUUUACUGACCCAGUGACUGUCAAAUGUAGUCACAACUUCUGCAGAGAGUGUCUUCUCCAGUGCAUGAGGGGAGCUGGUGACACCUUAACCUGUCCAGAAUGCAGACAACUCAUCCAAAUCAGCAAUUUGGUGCCCAACCUGAAUCUGCAGAAGCUUUCUAUGGCUGGUAAAACAAUCGGUCCUCAUUUGCUUCAGAGCAUAGUGACCCUGACCACCUGUGAGCAACAUUGGGAAAAAGAGAAGUUCUUCUGUGAGGAAGACCAAAAACUCCUCUGCGAGUCUUGUUCAAUAACCCAAGAACACAAGGAUCACCGAAUUCUUCCAUUGCACAGUGUUAUUGCUGAAGGCAAGGGCAUAUAACUCUGGAUUCUGAAACAGCCCAUCCUCAUGUCAUCCUUUCUGAAGAUUUGAAGACUGUGGAGUGUACAAGGAUCCCACAUAAUAUACUUGCCCAUGCAAAAAGAUUUGACUGUCUUAUCAUCAUAUUGAAUUGGGGAUCCAGCCUUUCACCUCAGGCAAAUACAUUGGGAAGUAAAGGCGGAAGAUAACACAGAAUGGUCAGUGGGCAUUUGCACAGAUUCAGUUACCAGAAAGAGGAGAAUCUCUUAUCCAAUAAAAUAAAAACUUUAAGUUGGCUUCAAAUAAUAAUUUCUUUCUCUAGGAUUCACAACAUGACUUUUAUGAGAGCCAACUGAUCCAUAAUUAGGGCAUUUUUCUUGAUUCUGAACAGGGACAUAUAGCAUUUUAUGAUGUCUCAGACAAAUCUGUAAUCUACAGUCCCCCAAACCUACCUUUUCAAGAACCUCUUCAUCCUUUCUUUUCUAUUUGCUGCCCUGAUAAAGAAAACAUCCCUAAAAAUAAAGACCCCUGGGGAGAUCAGGAAAUGGAUAUUUAUUCUAAUAGUUAAUGGGAGACUCUCAAUAUAAGUGACUAAAAAAAUAACAUGGAAAAUGACUUGUACUCAUUUGACCUUAUGUGGAAAUGAUGAAUAAAGUUAUGUAUGAUC